UCGAAACACUUUAUAAACCCGUGAAUCUGAGCAAUAGUUGGUAUUUCUUUCCUUUUUAGUUUACUAGUAAUAAUUUAUUAUAACAGUGCUUCAAACAAGUAAUGCAUACUCACAGUUCCAUAUGUUCAACGUGUGUUGUCUAUCGUUAUUAUCUAUACUACAAAGAUUUUUCUCAGUAAUUAAUUGAAAGCACUACGACGCAGUAAUAGUCCAUGGCAAAACAGUUUUUAUUGUGUAUCAGGUCAACAUUUAAUAACGUUAUCAUUAAAAAAGUUGUUCAAGUAUCUGCAAAAAACAUUUCACAAACUAAAAUGUCAACACAAAGUGCAUCUUUGGUACAGAAUCUAGAAGGUAUGCGAAUAAAGUAUAAAGACCGCUCUGAUACAUUUACUGAAGAACAAUUAGAUUCUAAAGAACCAAUUGGGCAAUUUAAAGCAUGGUUUGAUGUCGCCUGCAAAACACCUGGUAUCCUCGAGCCAAAUGCAAUGUGUUUAGGAACAGCUACCAAAGACGGUAUUCCAUCAGUUAGACCUGUUUUAUUGAAAGGUUUUAGUGCAGAAGGAUUCAAAUUUUACACGAAUUAUGACAGUCGAAAAGGUCGUGAACUUGCUGAAAACCCACGUGCUGCUCUAACAUUUUAUUGGGAACCUUUAAGAAGAACAGUACGUAUCGAAGGACGAGUAGAAAAGACUUCUGCAGAAGAUUCAGAUGCAUAUUUUUCCGCUCGACCAUUUCCAAGCCAAGUAGGUGCUCAUGCAAGUAAACAAAGUGCAGUAAUUGCUGGAAGAAAUUCACUAAUUGUCAGAGAAAGAGAAUUAUUAGCACAGUUUCCAGACAAUAAAGUACCUAGACCACCUUGUUGGGGUGGAUUUAUUGUUAUUCCCAAUUCAGUUGAAUUUUGGCAAGGACAGAGUGAUCGUUUACAUGAUCGAAUCCGUUUUAGACGAUUAAAACCUGGUGAAAAAAUUGAUAAUAUUUUAAUUCAUGAAGGUCAGGAUGGAUGGGUAUUUGAAAGAUUAUCGCCUUAAUUCUAAUGUCGAUGAGUAAGUUUUAAAAUUUCUCGUUGUAAGCCUAAAAAUUAUAAUUUGUAUAGAUGUAUAUAAUUAUUAUAUGUAUAUUUUUUGAAA
Messenger RNA from Chelonus insularis, 1127 nucleotides. Its product is annotated as pyridoxine/pyridoxamine 5'-phosphate oxidase. Gene Ontology annotation, molecular function: pyridoxamine phosphate oxidase activity; FMN binding. The coding region runs from base 213 to 1028 and encodes 271 amino acids. The record is from RefSeq and is a predicted model, not a curated record. The transcript is spliced from 6 exons. Gene Ontology annotation, biological process: pyridoxal 5'-phosphate biosynthetic process; pyridoxine biosynthetic process. NCBI's taxonomy places the organism in Eukaryota, Metazoa, Arthropoda, Insecta, Hymenoptera, Braconidae.